CGAGCCCCGGCUCCAGCUGGCCUCCCCCGCUGCGCUGCUCCCAUGGCGGACUCACCUCUUAACAACUCCUGGCCCUCCUUCUCCAAACUCUGGAUGAAGAGAUGGUCCUUCAAGAGAGCAUCAGAGUGUAAGCCAUGUAGCGAGUCCUGUGAGCCGCCUGGUGCCCAGCUGAGCGGUCAGCCAUUUGCCCCCAGUGUAGCUGGGACAGGGUCCUCUUCCUCACUGUCUCCUGCUUCUAUCGCUGAGGAUGUCUUUUUCAGUAACACCAACGAGGAUGAGGAUACCUGCUCAGUAGUCAGUGAUUACGACUACCCUGGUGUGGAGGUGGAAAGCAGUGUGGAGGACCUGCUGGGCCUCAGCUCCUCUCUCAAAGACUCUGAGUUCUUCAGAGACCUGGAAGGAGGCUUGCUUCCUUCACAGUCUACAGCAUCCACAGUACCCACAGCACCGGACAGCCCCACCCGGACUGUGGGCCCUCAGGUGUCUCUGAGCACGGACAGUCCCGCUAUCAGCUGGCCUGAACAAACUUCUCUGAGCACACACUGCCCUCAGGCCAAUGCACAUCUGCCCUCCCCCCACAGACAGCCUGGAGGAGGAUCACAAGAACCCUCUACCAGCUUUGUGAUCACCCAGCUUAGUCCUCGGACAUUGCCAGGCUGCAUCAUUGACAGCUGUGACUGUGAAGACCCUGCAGUGGGGCUUAGUUUGACAAUUAAUCUGAAUGGACUAUUGGGAUCUAUGGAGUCAGGAAAAUACACCGCAGAAGUGGUACCACAGGGGAUGAUGGGACCAGGCGGAGUAGAGGGGCAUCCAGCUAAGGAGUUAGAUGAAGACCAAGACCUUGACAGCUUCCCUAUCCUGGUCCGAUCCAUGUCAACCUCUCGCAGGCACAGCUGGGGUGUGCCUGUAUCCCCUAUUAACCUGGGGCGGAGACUGAGUCUGGACACCAAUGCAAUGGACAGUGAUGGAGAGAGAGAGGAUGAGGAGGAGAGACAGAACAGUCUCUUCCCAUCUUCCCAUCAGCAGACCCACGACUGCCCAGCAUGCCCUGAGACUGGCCAGGGGGACGAGCCAGAUGGUCCCAGGCGGAGAGUCUCCUGUCCCAAAGCCAAGGAGACAGGCAAGGAUGCGGGCACGCCUGGCAGACAUCUGUACUCUCGUUCAGACAUCCUCGCCACAGACGAAUGUUCCCGUGCUGCACACGUUUCCCGUGUUGUCGAGACAUCUAAACAGGCUGCCAGGGCAGCAGGAGAGGAGCUGGACCUUGAGGAGAACCUACAGUCUGCUGAGGGACAAAACCAUAUGCUGAAGGUACAGAAAGUUCUGCAGGAGCUAAGGCUGUACCAUGGAACCAAGAAGAACAACAGAUCAGAGGCCAAGGAUUCAGGAAGUGUCACUUGGUACGAGUUCCUCUCGAAUGAGAAUGAGGAAGAGGAGGAUCGUAUAGAGAAGGUGGAGAAAGGCACCAAGGUGAAGAGAAGGCUCAGCUCUCUGAGAAACAGGAUGACUGGCUCCUUCAAUAAAGACAAGGGUAAGAACCGAGAAAAAGAGCAGCAGAAAGAGAAGGGGAAGGAGAAGGAGCCCAAAGAGAAAGCAUGUGACAGCAGCAAGCAUCAGUUGGUGCCAGGCGCUUUCUCCAGCUGUGCCACCUGCUCACUGUGCAGCAAGACCCUGCAGAGAAAGCAUGGCCUGCAGUGCGUGAACUGUGCUGUGAACGUUCACAAGAGCUGCAAGAGUCUGCUGGGCGAGUGCAGCAACAGCAAGAAUAAGAGAGAUUCUCUACAAAGGACAGCCCCAUCAGGAUCUCCUAACCUUGUGCUGAAAGAGCGGGACAGAGAGCGGGACCAGUCCUGCCCAGCCUCACUCCAGCCUGUGGAUGGCCCCCCAGGUUUGCUUUGUGCCCCAGGCAUGACCAUCCCUCCACGGGGAGCCAACGCCCAGCCGACCACCACCCACACUGCCAGCUCCGCCUCAGCCCCUCCAUCCACCUCCUAUAGCUUUGGCCACAGCCUUCAUCACCACAGCAGCUCAGGAUCCCUCCCUGGGGAGAUGGACGAGACUGAUACCCUCCGCUUCAAACGUUUGAAUGAAGAUGCUGUUUCCCUUGCUCCAUCCACGACCGAGUCCAUCAUCGUAGAAGAUGCUCACUAUGCAGCGGUACGGGCUGAUCUGGAGUCAGAUGCCCAGGAUCUGGAAGCAGAGUCCUGGAGUUUGGCGGUUGACCCGCAGUAUGUCAAGAAACACUCUAAGGAAACGGUGAAGAGGCAAGAUGUGAUCUAUGAGUUGAUGCAGACGGAGAUGCACCAUGUGCGGACACUGAAGAUCAUGCUGCGCGUGUAUGUCAGAGAGCUGAAGGAGAACCUCCAGAUGGACUCAGGCAGGCUGGACUGUCUGUUCCCCCGCCUGGAAAACCUCCUGGAGCUCCACACACAUUUCCUAUCCCGCCUCAAAGAACGCCGGCGAGAGAACCUCAUCACACCCAAUGACAGGAAUUACUCCAUCCACAGAAUGGCCGACAUACUCAUCACACAGUUCUCAGGUGAAAUAGGAGUGAGGAUGAAGGAGAGCUACGGAGAUUUCUGCAGUCAUCACAGUGAGGCUGUCAGCUACUACAAAGAGCAGCUGCAAAACAACAAGAAGUUCCAGAACCUCAUACGGAAAAUCAAUAACCUGUCCAUUGUACGGCGGUUAGGAGUGACAGAGUGCAUUCUGCUGGUGACACAGCGCAUCACCAAGUACCCAGUGCUAGUAGAGCGAAUUAUACACAACACUGAAGUGGGCACAGAUGAACAUGAAGAGCUGACCCGGGCGCUGGGUCUGAUCAAAGACACCAUCGUCCAGGUGGAUGCAUUGGUCAACCUCCAUGAAAAGGCCUCGCGACUCAGAGAUAUUCACAACAAGAUGGAGCCAAAGGCACUGGGCAAAAUCAAAGAUGGCCGAGUAUUCCGCAGGGAAGACCUGGCACAAGGCAGGAGGAGACUGCUGCACGAGGGCACAGUCAACUGGAAAGCUGCCUCCGGCAGGCUCAAAGAUAUUCUUGGAGUGCUGCUGUCAGAUGUGUUACUCUUGCUACAAGAGAAAGACCAGAGAUAUGUAUUUGCUACAGUGGACAACAAGCCGUCAGUGAUUUCUCUUCAGAAACUCAUUGUCAGGGAGGUGGCCCAUGAGGAAAAGGCCAUGUUCCUUAUCUGCGCCUCCUCCAAUGAGCCAGAGAUGUAUGAGAUCCACACCACCUCCAAGGAGGAGCGAAACACCUGGAUGACACAUAUACGACAAGCUGUGGAGAGCUGUCCUCAUACAGAGGAGAGGCUGUUUAGUGAAGAGGAAGAGGCACGAGCUGCUAGAUUCAAAGAGUUUCAAGAGCGUCUGAGCCAGAAGGAUGCAGUGAUCGUCCAGGCUCUGACUGACAAGUUGCAGCUGUUUGCAGACAUGGCAGAGUCAGUGGCAGGUCUUGAGGACACAGCCUCACGCUCUAGACUGAUGCUGCGAGGAGAUGCCUCGGACCUCCAGCAGGGGGAGACUCUGCUCAAAGGAGCCAUCACUGAGGUGGAGAACCUGCAGAACCUGCUGCAGUCCGGAGUGAAGGAGGAAGCUCCCGCCCCUAGGUCGGAGGAGGGGAGCGGCUCUGGGGUUCUGCCCAGGAGAGCAGACACCUUUGGGGGCUAUGAUAGCAACCCCACCAUUCUCAACAAGAAUGGCAGCGUCAAGAAGAAGAACUUCUCUGGUGAGGCGAGGAGCAGAGACAGGAGCCAGAGAGCCAGUUCCGACCCUCAGCUCAAAGACCUCUGUGGCAGCCACACCCUGGAGCAGACGGUCGAUGAGAGCUGCUGCUCUCCCCCUGCCAGCUGGAACCGCAUCUGGUCCAACUCUUUCCCUGAGGCUGAGUUCUUUGAUAGGGUGCUGAUGCUCUCCCAGAGGCUCUACAGCCUGCAGGCCAUCAUCUCCCAGCAGGACAGCCACAUUGAGCUGCAGCGGGCCUCACUGACAGAGCGGGCCUCCCUGCCUGGCCGCCACCGGGGGAACGUGCUCCUGGAACAGGAGAAGCAGCGGACCCUGGCUCUGCAGAGGGAGGAGCUGGCCAGCUUCCACAAGCUGCAGUCGCAGCACCGUCAGGAGCAGCAGCGCUGGGAGAAGGAGAGGGAGAGGCACCGGCAGCAGGCCGAGGCCACUGAGGCCAGGCUCCGACAGAGGGAGGAGGAAUGCAGACGGCUGGAGGAGCGUCUGGCGGAGGAGAGGGAGGAGCUGGAGAGGCAGAGGGAGACUUACCAGCAGGACCUAGAGAGGCUGAGGGAGUCCACCAGAGCUGUGGAGAGAGAGAAGGAACGCCUGGAGCACCAGAAGAAGAUCAAGAGGAAGACCAUUGAGGUGGCUCCUCUGUCCAGUGCUCUGAACGGGGAGCUCCUCAUGUCUUCCAGCAUCACCAGUCCGACUAGCGUCUCUGACCUGCCCCUGCCCCAGAAGCCCCUGGUGCGCGGAAGCCUGUCUGUUGCGCCGGCCGACUACCUGGAGCGUCCUGAGGUGGCAUUGCGGCGUGAGGCAGGCAGCACUGCCCUGCCGGUGAAGACGGAGGUGCCGCUCCAUCUCUUCAGCACGACCAACCAGCAGCACAAAGCCGUAGGGGUGCAGCAGCAGAUCCCCACCAAGCUGGCAGCCCUCAGCAGGGGCAAGGAGAAGGGAGGCAAGGGCGGCAAGGCCUCACAUCGCACUGACAGCACUGCCUCAGUGGAUAUGAAGCAGAUGCUGCCGAUGAAGCUGUCGGCCAGAGAUGACAACGCCCUAAAAGCCAAGCGCUCCAUCAGCCCCAACCAGCAGCUCCAACUGUCUGCCCCUCCUCUGACCCACUCCCUUCUUCACCAUGCAGAUUCACUUAGUCCUCCAGACAACAUUGGACCAGACAGCCAGUUGUCCACUUCCACCAUCACCUCCCACCCCCCCUGUGUUCAGAAGCCCCCCAUUCCUCCUGCCCAGUCCCACACUCAGCCCCCAGCUCAGCCUCCCACCCAAAUCCUCAACCCUCUCCACUCACAGAGCCAGAACUCGCUCCACUUCCCGCCCCAUCUCCAGCUCCAGGGCCUCAGUCCCAACUCUCAGCCCCAGCUGCAGGUCCAUGUCCACGGGCUCAGCCACAGCCACAGCAUGCCCCCUCCCUACAGGACCACCACAGAGGACCUCAACAAGGAAGACGUCAUCUUCUUCUAAGCGCAUGCUACAGUCCACUGCACUCAGAUUAAUCACUGAUCACAAAAAAGGAUGUUCUCCUCUCUCCAAAGCUGGUCCCCGAUCAGCCAUGCAGUCCAUUCCGCGGAGCUACUUGCAAACAGUUAGCUGGCUCCGGUUGUGUUCAGUGUGGUAACAAAAUGCCUCACCUCAAUCUGUGGAGGCUGAGUUGUUUCUUAGGUUUGACCAGAUAAAACCUCCAGAAUUGAAGUGGUUUCAGUGGUCCAUGGCAGGGAGCAGAGGGCAGGCCUUUGGCAGAGCUUUACUGGCUCACACAGAAAGAAAAAAAACUCACAAUUCAUUUUUUGAGAUGUCAUUUUAGAAUCAAACCAUUCCCUGAUAGAAGAGCAUAUAUUUUAACCCCUCCACUGCAUCUUCCCUUUACACGAGCACUGCUUCUUUUAUAAAUUUUUACAGUUUUAUUCCUAAACUCAGUAGCAAGUGCUGACAAGUAUGAAGGGGUAAGCUUUGGUGAAAUGAAGGCUUUUUAUAACAUGUGAAGGUUGAAUGAAGUAAAACCAAUCCAAAGACAGAGCUGAGUGAAGGACUGAGACCGGUGGAUUUGGCUGCGAGUCCAGAAGGAACAUUGUAAAAGAAACACUGUUGGGUCCAUUUCAAGAAGCCUGAAGCACCAGUCAGGCUGGUUUGUGACAACAUGGAGAAAAGGAGGACCUGGUACUUGUGUUCAGAGCGGGCCAUCUGCUUCUUACGGACAUGGAAACCCGAGGUGGUCCAACUCUUACCAGGAGAACAGCCUCUGCUUGAUGUUUGUGACGAGAUGUUUCUUUUGCACAGUGUAAAUACUCCAUUCCAGACAAAUGAAUGAACUUGUAUGGACUGAAUCUGUAUUGCUUGGUUGUACAGUUGUCGAUAUUGUGAAGGUUCAUUUUAUUCAUUUUUUUCUUCUUCUUAAUCAUUCUUAUUCCAGAAGGCUAAAACACUGGAGUGCAGAAUAUUAGCAUUGCCACUGAUGGUGAAACAUGACUUGGAUUUGGUCAAUGGGUUAGUAGUAGACAUUUUUUUUUUCUAAAAAUUAAGAAUGUCUUAUUUCAUUUCAAUCAAGAACUACUGUCUUAUUCUUGUAGCCAUUCAUGCAGCAGCUCGUUAGUUUUAGGGGUACAUUUGCCUUUUAAAUGCUUCAGCUUUUCCGGACAGCUAAACUCCCUAGAGAAAUUAAUGUGGGCUAAUGAGCUAUCAACGGAGCAUGAGUAAUGAUCACAGCAGAGUACAUCAUGUAAGUUAAUAUGGGCUGAAAAUAUUAAAAUCUAUCAUGAUAACAGUAUAAAAUAUAACUUGGUGCUUUUGCACUAAUUAGUCCAAUGAAUUUAUUUAUUAUUCCCAACAGAAAAUGGCUAGGAUUAAACAGAUUAGUACAAAAAGUGGACUACAGACAGUGAGGCCACAGUUUUAAUCAUCUAAUCAAUCAAGUCCCAACCAUUUUGUUCCUGAGCUUAAACGAGCCCCUAUGUAGCUUCUUAUACAAAGGAAAAAACGUCUCUUUACUCAGAUAGUGCUCAGAGAACACUUGUUCUUAAAAGCUGCUGACGUGUACCAUAUAUCAUACUGGUUUUCUCUCUCUCUGGCCUAUAAACAUAAAGCAUAUUCUGUAGAUCCCCAGGACAAACACGUAGGUUGUGUUGUGUCGAUAAUUGAAGCAUUUUAAAGUUUAUGAACUCCCCGGUUCAACCCGUUUGAAAUGAGUCCAAGAAAGCCCCAAGGUUUUCCCGUAAGCCAGGUAAUAAAGUUUGUGCGAAUGAUAGGUGGAGUUUUUGAGAACUCCUGCAAAUGGAGCUUAUUUUGCUGACAUGACAUAUUACACAGCACCAGAACAAGUCAGCUGCGGCAGGUCGGUAUAUCUUUGAGAUAUACCGACCUGCUUUAGGAUGUCAGUUUUAAUUGAAGCCCCAAGGUCUCAUUGACACUGUGUUUAUGUGAUCGCCGAUGACAUUUCAUUAGCCGGGUCUUAAAUCAUCUUGUGCCUGACAGACAGGUGGUGCUCUGACGGCUGCAGCGAUCCCACAGCAAGAACCACAGUCAUCUGUUUUCCAGCAUUUCUGCUUUCAUCUUUUUGUCUGUACAUACCACGAGCCUGUGUUGAUACUUACAAAUCACCAAGUAGGUGACAAGUUAAUGUUUUGGGCAAAAGCAUCACAGAAGAACUUUGCAUUUCUCGUGGGAAUCUACAAGUUGUUUUUUUGUGUGUGUGUCCUUGUCCAGACGAGUUUGGGCUCAAGCGGUGACCAUUCACCUAGUGUGAGCUUGAGCAGAUUUUCUGAGCAUUUCUGUCAUUGACUUUGCAUUUGUUAUGUAUAUUCUGUACAUAUGUGAUCUCUUCCGCACUGGCCGCUUCCAUGUAAUGCGUUACUAAGAACAUGAAUCAGAUAUUACCACUGGCCAAAUGUUUGUGCAUACAUGUGUAAAUAUACUAAGCACAAUACACACAUGGAUGUGUAUGUACAAUGCUGUAUGCCUGGGAGAUGUGGCCCCACAAUCAUGUCAGUGCUGAGAUAUAAAUGAGCUGAAAAUGAAGGUACGCAUAUUUAAUAUCCUAAUCUGUGCUGAUGUAGCAUUGAAGUCAGGGUGCGCUGUCUCUUGUGUCUCUGGUACUCUUACGAUGACUAACACAGAUAUUUCACCUACAUCAUUUAGCAGUUGUGUUGAAAAAAAAAAAAUCAUCCACUCGUUUCAGUUGGUUAACCAAAGAGACGUUCAAUCGGUUGGGUUCCACACCGUGUUCUUAAUGUGAAAGGUUUCUGACACUGUGAUGGUACUAGACAAUGAAGUGGUAUCUCAUGUAAAAUAAGUAAAACUGUAAAAACACCCCGUCCAAUGAGAGUCAGUGACGAGUGUGUUUACAUUACAUGCAUACUGUAUUCCAGACAAUAGCUCAUGUCCUGGUUCAUUUGGGAUUUGCUGUCUAUAUGCAGCCUCAUACAUCACAAAUAUUCCUGUAGACAUGGAUGAACGCUAUUCUUAAUAUGACCAUGAAAGACCAUAAACAAAACUCAACAACAAAUGGAAAAAAGGUGUUGACCUGCCUCUGUCUUCUUAAUACUGUCACAUCCAUGUUUGAGUUUCUCCCUAACCGCAUCUGAUCUUGAUUCAGGGCUAUUGUAGAAGGGAUAAUGUUAUUUAUACACACCCGCCCUUAAACGCAACACUUGAGCAUUGCGAAUAACAUUGGAAUAUUAAUAUGCAUGUAAACACACUCCAUGGUUUUUUUGGGGGGGGUGGGUGGAACCUUAUAAAAUUUUAAUGAAGUGUUUUUCAUGUUGUGACAGUUCAAAGUGUGUGAAGGCUUCUGAAAAGUGUCUCCUUUAAUGAGCUUUGGGAUGAGAUGUUAAACAACAGUAAAAAAAAAAAAAA
Messenger RNA from Myripristis murdjan (pinecone soldierfish), 8583 nucleotides. RefSeq names its product rho/rac guanine nucleotide exchange factor (GEF) 18b (gene arhgef18b). NCBI's taxonomy places the organism in Eukaryota, Metazoa, Chordata, Actinopteri, Holocentriformes, Holocentridae. The transcript has 32 exons. The record is from RefSeq and is a predicted model, not a curated record. Gene Ontology annotation, biological process: small GTPase-mediated signal transduction. Gene Ontology annotation, molecular function: guanyl-nucleotide exchange factor activity. The coding region runs from base 43 to 5199 and encodes 1718 amino acids.